Messenger RNA from Cuscuta campestris, 1367 nucleotides. The record is from the annotation of a GenBank genome assembly. Lineage: Eukaryota; Viridiplantae; Streptophyta; Magnoliopsida; Solanales; Convolvulaceae.
AUUGAAUAUACAGGGAGCUGGAACAAUGGGCUCAAUGUGAUAUUUGCUUCAAAUGGAGAAGGCUGCCUGCUGAUUAUCUUCUACCACCUCAGUGGAGAUGUCAGGAAAAUGUUUGGGAUCUUUGCAGGUGCUCAUGUUCUGCACCAGAUGAGUUAGCACCACAGGAGCUCGAAUUCCUCCUCAAAAUGGAUAAAGAGAGGAAGAAACAAAGUAAUGAGAUGAAUUGCAAAUCAGUAAACACAGAGGAGGUUGAUUCUGAUAUGGCAGAUGCACAGGUAAAUGUGUCAGGUUCUAAAGAUGAUGAGCAGGAGGGUGGGUCCUCAAUAGCAAAAACUACGAAACACCCCAGGCAUCGCCCUGGUUGUUCUUGCAUUGUAUGUAUCCAGCCUCCAAGUGGAAAGGGCAAGCACAAGCCAUCAUGUUUGUGCAACGUUUGCAUGACUGUCAAACGUCGUUUCAAGACUCUAAUGAUGCGCAAAAAGAAACGACAGUUGGAGCGGGAAGCCGAACUUGCUCAGAGGGAUCAGUAUAUGUGGGGUGCUGCAAAGGAGGACAAAGCAGAUGUGAAGGAUAGUAUAAUUCCCGGACAAGUGAGAUUGCAACCAAGCAGCCACCAGCUUUGUAGGACUUCUGAAACAGGGAAAGCUUUGCUAGAUUUGAACUGUCACCCAAGUGAAGAAGCUGUGGCAGAUGCAUCACCACAUGUUAGCAUGUUGUGCCUUCUUCAACAAGCUAGCCUGUCUUUACAAAAUUAUCUGAAGCAAAGUGGUCUAACAAGCCUUGCCUCCGAACAAGGAAGCUCUAUUAGAUUACAGGCGGUUCCCCAAAACCAUGGAGAGAUUGAGGUACAAGUUCACGAGGAUCGGUGUAUUCCUACUAGCAGCUCAAGAACAAGAGAGUGACAAACUUUUUGGACAGGGUUAAUAUGUGAUAGAAUUUAGGAUGGGGUAGGGAUAACUGGAUUGGGCUAUAAGACACUUGAGUUGAACAACAUUAAAAGAUUGAAUCCAAUCGAUUAGUUAGUUCAACUCAAGGACUUAUAUAACGGGUUAUUUUCUCUUCAAGUUCCGAUGUGGGAUACUCUUAACACUCCCCCUCAAGUGGACAACCGGGCCAUUUUGAAUCUAACCGGUUGACCACUUGCAAAUGAACUCCCAUUCCCUUGACUUUCUUUUUUUUAGCGCCAACACCUAAAGAACCACGAGCCGCUGGGUAUGGACUUCCAGACGAGCAAUCGUGUUAAACAGGCCACAUGCCGUUGGGUACAACCUCCAUACGGACAACUGGACUAAAGACUAACGGGCCGCUAGGAAUGAACGUCUAGCUAGACGGACACCUUGACAAACGAGGUGGGCUAAAACUGGCUC